Drosophila bipectinata is the source of this 2449-nucleotide messenger RNA. Its product is annotated as inactive pancreatic lipase-related protein 1. Gene Ontology annotation, molecular function: lipase activity. NCBI's taxonomy places the organism in Eukaryota, Metazoa, Arthropoda, Insecta, Diptera, Drosophilidae. The record is from RefSeq and is a predicted model, not a curated record. Gene Ontology annotation, biological process: lipid catabolic process.
AUGAGCAAUUAUCGCGUUGUUUGUUCGAUCCUCACCGUAUUCCUGAUCUUGAACUCCUCGGGAUGUUGCAAAGGAGAAAAACAGCUGCGCGGCUGGCUGCCGGAGUUUUGUGUGUUUGGGGAACAUCAGUGUCCGAAUUCGCGAGUUUCUUUCUGGCUCUACACAAACCAAACUCGUGAUAAUCCAGUACAACUGGACCCCAUUAAUCCCCAAGCGGAGCUUUUCCAGCCUCGACUUCCUUUAAAAAUACUCAUACACGGUUUUGUGGGAAACAGGAACUUGACACCCAACUUGGAGGUUCGGGACGUUCUUCUCCAGACUCAGCCGGUGAAUGUGAUCUCAGUGGAUUAUGAGACAUUGGUGAGGUGGCCCUGCUACUUUCCGUGGUCAGUGUCAAAUGCACCCAUUGUCUCUGAGUGCCUGGCCCAGAUGAUCAACAACUUGGUCUCUGCUGGCAUAUACAAACGACAGGAUAUCCAUUUAAUUGGCUUCAGCUUGGGCGCCCAGGUAGCCGGCAUGGUGGCCAACUAUGUCACAGAGCCAUUGGCCAGGAUAACUGGCUUAGAUCCGGCAGGACCUGGUUUCAUGACGCAGUCCUCAUUACAGCAAAAACUGGAUCCCAGUGAUGCGGAUUUCGUGGACAUCAUUCAUACCGAUCCCUUCUUUUUCUCCAUGCUUCCGCCAAUGGGUCAUGCGGACUUUUACCCCAAUCUUGACCAGCUUAACCAGCGAGGAUGCAGCUACAUCAGCAACUGGAGGUUCUUUAACUGCAAUCACUAUAGAGCAGCUAUAUACUAUGGGGAAUCCAUCACCUCAGAGCGGGGCUUCUGGGCCCAACAAUGUGGUGGGUGGCUGGAUUUCUUUUCCCAGCGCUGCAAUCACUACUCAAACAUGCCGAAUACUCAAAUGGGAUACUUCGUUUCCAGGGAUGCCUCGGGCUCCUAUUUUCUUUCAACUCAUGAAGUGGCUCCCUUUGCCAAAGGACCUCUUGUUGACAUUACAGUGGAAGUUGCCGAAAAAUCUGGCCAAAAUGCCGGAGUGGUGGCCGCAGCGGUGGCGGCUGGCCAAAACCAAACCCAGGUUUAUGUGACAGAAUCUUGCCUACAGAAGCCCUACCGCUGUCCCCACCCCAAGAUCCAGUUCUACUUGUACACCCGACGCACCCAGGAGCAGCCCGAGUUCAUCGAUGUCCUGGAUGCGAACGCCCUCUAUUACACGCACUUCAAUCCUCGCCACCCCACCAAGAUCAUCAUACACGGCUUCGGCGGCGGCAGAACUCUCAGUCCCAGUCCGGACCUGCGCGAGGCGUACUUCAGUGUGGGCGAGUACAACAUCAUCAUAGUGGACUACGCUGACGCGGUGAAGGAGCCCUGCCUCAGCCAGAUGGAGUGGGCACCGCGGUUUGGCAGUCUCUGUAUAUCCCAGCUGGUCAAGUACCUGGCACGGCAUCCUCGCGGUGUCCAGCCGGACGACUUACAUUUCAUCGGCUACAGUGUGGGCGCUCAUAUUGCUGGCCUGGUGGCCAACUAUCUGAAGCCCGAGGAGGGCAAGCUGGGCAGGAUUACUGCCCUUGAUCCUACGAUUUUCUUUUACGCCGGCGCGAACAACUCCAGGGACUUGGACACCACGGACGCCCAUUUCGUGGAUGUCCUGCAUACAGGAGCCGGAAUACUGGGCCAGUGGCACUCCAGUGGCCAUGCAGAUUUCUACGUCAACGGUGGAACCAGGCAGCCAGCCUGUGUUGGCUCCGCCACACUGUUUCAGACUCUGGCCUGUGAUCACACCAAAGUCACUCCGUAUUUCAUUGAAUCUAUUACCACAACGAGGGGCUUCUAUGCAGGACCUUGCCCCAAUCUCUUCACGUAUCUGAUAGGUUGGUGUGAGCCCAAGGACUCUGAUUACGUGCUAAUGGGCGAACACUGCUCUCACAAGGCUCGCGGAAACUACUAUGUGACCACCAAUGCCAAGGCGCCCUUUGCCCGAGGAUUUCCUGGCAAGGGGCGUUCCAACGGAGAAUACCAGGGAGUCCGAAGAUAAUACUAGGUCGUUUCAUUUCCAUUUUGCACCUGCCUGAAUUUUUUACAUCUUUUCCAUCGUAGCACUCAUGUGAUUUUAGCUUGUUUCCUAAUUAAUUGAUACAUGUAUUUAUUUGAUAUUUUUGUUAUUAGUUCUAACUAUCGCCAUUUUAUGUUGAGAGUUGGGAUCGGAACGAGUCACAAUCUCAAUGCUUUCGGGACUUGUGAAAACAAAAUCUAAUCAUUAAGUUGUAGGCUGAAAAUUGAACGAAUAAAAAACCGAAAUAGGAUUUAAUUUUUAACAUGUUCGUUUUAUUGAAUUCCAAAUACAUUUUAGUUAUAAUUUUGUUGCUGCUUUUCAUGUUCUUUAAAUAUGGGAUUUGUAUAGGCAUUUAGGGGCUCUUGUCCCUUGUAAGUAACAUCAUCAUCCAAAC